Molecule: messenger RNA, 4795 nt
Organism: Nymphalis io (European peacock)
Lineage: Eukaryota; Metazoa; Arthropoda; Insecta; Lepidoptera; Nymphalidae
Gene: retn
Product: protein dead ringer
Exons: 11
Coding region: 178-1896 (572 amino acids)
Biological process (GO): regulation of transcription by RNA polymerase II
Cellular component (GO): nucleus
Molecular function (GO): DNA binding
Source: RefSeq, a predicted model, not a curated record
GUAACGCACGUUUAUACCGUAGAGAAUUUUGCGCGACCUUUCCGCAUUUCAUGCAUUGCAUGUACCGUGCGUGUGUGAGCGUGUGAACUCGUGCCGCUGUGUGGCAUAUUAUAUUUUCGUGUUUUUAAAACCGCCAAGAUUCGGGUUAAGAAUCGUGAGCCGGUGCCGGCAUACGCCAUGGCCGACGCCGACCGUGAUUCAGACAUUGGAGAUGACAGUCCCAUGAUUUGGAAUUGCGGUAUAACCUUGAAAAAAGAGACUGUGCGGUGUGAAGGUGAUUCUUCAGGAGACCAGUCUUGUGAUAGUUCAGAAGAGGGCGUGGGGCGAGACAUUCCAACAAACCACCAGCCUCAACAGCAACCAAUACAUCAGCCCCACCAACCACACCACAGCAUGGCCCAUCACGGGUCUCUCGGCCACCAGAUGAAUAACCAUCAGGUCAACCACACUCACCAAAGAAACUCACCACGGCCGCACGAAAGAGAGCAGAAAGUACGAGAUGAUUUCGAAUCUCUCAAGAGUUCGUUACAUCCUCAUCUGUCUUCUAUGGCAUCAUUGGCACAAGGGGCGCCGUUAUCCACUUCAAGUAACAUGUUCGCUCUCACUGGUGGCGGUGGAAAUUUCCCCUAUACUCCACCAGCGUUCCUCGCUCCCGCCCCUCCACCGCCCGCCCAGCCAGCAGGAUCCGCCUCGUCCUCGUCAUCCGAGGGAAGCGCCGCUGGAUGGAGCUUCGAGGAACAGUACAAGCAAGUACGUCAGUUGUACGAGAUCACAGAUGAGCCGCGCAGGAAGGAAUUUCUCGAUGACUUGUUUUCGUUCAUGCAAAAGCGAGGUACUCCAAUCAACCGUCUUCCUAUAAUGGCGAAGUCUGUUCUCGAUCUCUUCGAGCUGUACAAUCUGGUGAUAGAACGUGGCGGUCUCGUGGAGGUGAUCAACAAGAAGCUUUGGCAAGAAAUCAUCAAGGGGUUGCGACUGCCUUCGUCUAUCACCUCGGCCGCUUUCACUUUACGUACACAAUACAUGAAGUAUUUGUACGACUAUGAGUGUGAAAAGAACAACCUUUCAACUAGAAGUGAGUUGGACGCUGCUAUUGAGGGGAACAAGCGCGAGGGGCGGCGUUCUUCCGGACAGUACGAGGCGCAGGCAGCAUUGGCAUUGCCGCAGCUCAGCAGAACUCCGGUGUCUCUCACUCAGUUAACCCAGCACAUGCAGCCUUUGACCCUCUCGCUCAAUGGAGCAGUCGCCGGGGUACCACGCCUACCUUCGUUUACACCACACGGACCUCAACUAUCUCAACAAGAUAUAGAGUACCGCGUUCGCGAGUAUAUGAAUAUGAUACAUCAACAGCGUGAACUUAUUAGAAAUGGGUCAGAAUCUCCUCCUAACCCUCCGAUGGUAUCGCCUCGCGAUGCCGCUUUCUCUGCCUUUGACAUGUCGCGAUUCACACUGUGGUCAUUAUAUAACAACAACAUCAAUCGCCGCAGCCCACCGCCUGAAACCGAAUCCGAACCCGAUUCCGAACCGCAACGCGAGGCUCUUAACCUAAGCGAGAGUUCCAACUCAAGUGUCGCUGGCAUGAAGCGCGAGGGCUGCCCCUCCUCUCCCCCGCCAGCAAAGCGCCGCUCACCGAACCCGCGAUCCCCCACGCCCUCCACUUCCACUUCCCCGCAGCUCACUCCGCCGCAGCUCACUCCGCCGCGUUCACUCGCACAACUCACUGGAAACCGCAAUGGGGUACGCGGAGCCGUUUUUAAGAUCACCACUCGAGGCGAUUCUGCAACUGGCGAUCAACAGCUGGUUGUAUCUAUCGAACUAAACGGGGUGACAUACGAAGGCGUUCUGUUCCCAGUACAGAACGGCAACGGUCAAAACGGCCAUCGCCAAAUGGUCUCUUAACUUCGCAUAUAUAAUAUUGUUGUGCUAGGUUCGCGUCACAAGUCCUAAAAUAAAGUACGCUCAUUGAGAACCAGUGCAUAAUAUUUCUUAUAUAUUUGCUUAAUUAUCAAGAUUAUGUCUAGUAGUUAGAUUUAAAACGUAAUCGGGCGUAAAUGCCAGAGUUUCAAUUGACAACUGUCAUCUGUCACCCGUCAGCUGUCACCAUUUUGACAACGGCGAUAGUCUCUCGUGUUUUUUUAUUAAAUUGAACAGUCUCAGUGAUUUAGUUUCUACGUUCUAUGAGCCAUUCUAACUGACGUUCAAAAUAAUGUGACCAUCUUAUGUUUUUUGAUUUAGUAAAAAAGCACAUACGGAGAGGAGAUACAUCGCUUGUGAAUUAAUUUUGGAGCGAUCAGUUUAUGCUAAUUCGAAAUAAAAUUCUGAGACUUGACAGUCGCUGAUUAUGAAACUCCUUUUUUAUAAUAUCCGAUCAUCCAAUAAAGUUACAAUCCUGAGAUAUGAUUUCUUCUAUAAUUACUGUUAUGCCAUUGUCACUGCCCAGGAAGAGGACUAUAUGAACACGAUAUCACAGCGAGUUCUUUAGUGGAUGUUUUGUAUAUUUUAAAUAAAUUGUAAUGGUCAAACGUAUGACCAUUUUUUUUGUAAAUAUAGCUUCUUUUAACGUUCAUUUUUUUUGUAAAUAUAGUCUCUUAACUUCGCAUAUACCAUAUUGUUGUGCUAGGUCGCGUCACAAGUCCUAAAAUAAAGUACGCUCAUUGAGAACCAGUGCAUAAUAUUUCUUAUAUAUUUGCUUAUUUAUCAAGAUUAUGUCUAGUAGUUAGAUUCUAAACGUAAUCGGGCGUAAAUGCCAAAGUUUCAAUUGACAACUGUCAUCUGUCACCCGUCAGCUGUCACCAUUUUGACAACGGCGAUAGUCUCUCGUGUUUUUUUAUUAAAUUGAACAGUCUCAGUGAUUUAGUUUCUACGUUCUAUGAGCCAUUCUAACUGACGUUCAAAAUAAUGUGACCAUCUUAUGUUUUUUGAUUUAGUAAAAAAGCACACACGGAGAGGAGAUACAUCGCUUGUGAAUUAAUUUUGGAGCGAUCAGUUUAUGCUAAUUCGAAAUAAAAUUCUGAGACUUGACAGUCGCUGAUUAUGAAACUCCUUUUUUAUAAUAUCCGAUCAUCCAAUAAAGUGACAAUCCUGAGAUAUGAUUUCUUCUAUAAUUACUGUUAUGCCAUUGUCACUGCCCAGGAAGAGGACUAUAUGAACACGAUAUCACAGCGAGUUCUUUAGUGGAUGUUUUGUAUAUUUUAAAUAAAUUGUAAUGGUCAAACGUAUGAGCAUUUUUUUUGUAAAUAUAGUUUCUUUUAACGUUUAUGUUAUUUAUGUUAAUCAUAGACGUGACAUGUGUGAAGGGCGGUGUAUUUGUUUUUUAUAUGAUUUUUUGAUAUAAAUGUUUGUAAAUAGUUCGUGUUAAUGUUAGUAUCAUUUUGUACACCGCAGUGUGUGUUUGUGAUUGUUACGUACCUAUAUUAUUAGAAGGUGUAUAUUUUAAUCAUCAAUAACGUCGUCAGUAUUGUAUUGUAGUUUAAUUAAUUAUAGUUCAUUUUAGCAGUUUAAAAUAUACAUAAUUCUCUUCUAAAUAACAAAAAACUUAGUCUUUAUGGCAGAUGGAUUUAAACUUUAUUGCGUUUGAUAUAAGAGCGAUUUUCUAAUAUGAUAGAGAUUCCUUAGUUAAUACUUAGAUAAUUAAAACGGCGAUAUUGUAAAUGUUUAAAUUAUCCGAUUUAAUCAUAUAGGUAACUCGAAUAAUUCGAAAUCGAGUGUCAUUUUUUUAAAUAUCGUAGGAAGCUUCUAAGGAAAUCUUAAUUAAUCUACCUACCGAUCCGAUAAUUGUGGCUUCCUACGUAGUUUAAACUUAGUGAUCGACACCAAUUCUGAUAUUUUAUUAUAUAAAGUUUGUAACAUUAUAAGAAGGCACCAUACUAAAAACGAAUUGUAGUGUGGCGGUUAUUUUUGAUGUUUCAAUUUUAUGCCAUUUCUCUAGAAUAGGUUUUGUCUAGUUAUUAUUAAAGUAAUAUUCAGAAACAUCAUACACAGCGGCAGUGACAUCACAAACUUUUUUAUUUUUUAUAAUUAAUAAAAUGUGUUUAGGUAUCUCUUUAGAUUUAUAUAUUUGGUAAUGUUGUCGUCUUUCAAUAUGGCGCAUUUAUUUUAUAAGUGCAAAAUCCCAAAAAAAAUAGAAAAAUCUCCAAUAAAAUCAAAUCGGAUAAAAACAUAAAAAAAAAAAAAAAAAAUUGCAUUUUGAAGUAAAAUUAUGAGAUGUUUUGUAAAUGACUGAUUUUGAUAAUUAUCGAUUAAUUUUAUAGUUUUAAUUAAUAUUACCGUUUAUUUUAAAAUUAUUUCAUGUGUUAAUCUACGUAGUUUGAACAAUGUGUUUGUUCGAGCUACGUAGGUAUAGUGUAGUACAUUCCUGAUAAUGUACAAUAAUUUUUAAGAAAAUUAUAAACUGGCCUACUGUGUUACUGGUGGUAGGGCUUUGUGCAAGCUCGUCUGGGUAGGUACCACCCACUCAUCAGAUAUUCUACCGCAGAACAGCAGUACUUGGGUUUGAAGGGUGAGUGAGCCAGUGUAAUUACAUGCACAAGGGACAUAAAAUCUUGGGUCCCGAGGUUGGUGGCGCAUUGGAUAUGUAAGCGAUGGUUGACGUUUCUUACAAUGCCAAUGUCUAAGGGCGUUGGUGACCACUUACCAUCAGGUGGUUCAUAUGCUCGUCCGCCUUCCUAUUCUAUAAAAAACUAAACUAUUGCUGAUAGUUUUACGGCCAGAUGUGUUAAUGACUUUCGUCUUACACCAAAAACAAUUGAUGUAUUCAAAUAUUAUACUUGAAUAAAUAAUAUUGUAAUGACAAAUAAAA